This is a messenger RNA of Neolamprologus brichardi, 710 nucleotides long. Its product is annotated as tumor necrosis factor receptor superfamily member 11B-like. NCBI's taxonomy places the organism in Eukaryota, Metazoa, Chordata, Actinopteri, Cichliformes, Cichlidae. The record is from RefSeq and is a predicted model, not a curated record. Gene Ontology annotation, molecular function: protein binding.
AUGAACAUGCUUAUCGUGCCAGCGCUGUUCCUGCUCUCUGGUUCACUCUGUGGUGCCUCAGUGGUGCAUCCUGUUCCCACCUUUGACCACCGAGACCCGGUAACCGGAGAAAUCCUCAAAUGUCCCAAGUGUCCACCGGGCAUGUUCAUGUCUGCAUAUUGCACUGCCACCACACCCACACAGUGUCAGCCGUGCAAAAAUGGCCACUUCACCGAUCUGUGGAACUACCUGCCCAGGUGUCUGUACUGCAACAACCUUUGCACAGGUAACCUGGAGGUGGAAACAGAGUGCUCCCCGACAACCAACAGGAUCUGUCGGUGCAAAGAAGGCUUUUACUCGGCUGAUGACUUCUGUAUCCGGCACACAGAGUGUGGCCCCGGAUACGGGGUUCAAACUAAAGGUACACAGCAGACAAACACCGUUUGUGAAAAGUGUCCAGAGGGAUAUUUUUCCAGCUCAUCUUCUGCGGUGGAUUUGUGUGUAAAACAUCAGGAGUGCUCCAGCGGGCAGAGCGUACUCCUCACUGGCUCAGCCUAUUCUGACACCGUGUGUGGCACCUGUGAGAGUCUUGCAAACGGAGGUGAGACUCUCAGGACAUUCCUCUCAGGAUUCUUCCAUGCACACAGGAUGCGUGUAGGAAAAAUCAAGAAGUUUGUUUCCAAGUGAGCACACUCUUUGUCUGUUUGAUUAUUCUCCAGCACUCCUUCACC